CUGUCGAGACCCAACCCUAAUACGGCUAUUCACGGCGAAACCAGCUCCGAUCUGAUUGUUACUCUCACUCUGCCGUAUUGGAGCCAGGCUCUGCACCCCGUCGGUGCGGUGGAAAUUGCCGCCGAGAUGGAGGACAUCGAAGACGUCAUCGCCUCAGGAACGCCGCCUGGUCUUCGUCUGCCUCUCACCACCGUGAGCAUCAAUCCCCGUCGAAAGCCCAAGUCCCGCGUCCUCCAAGAUCCCGUGAAACCCAGUGCUCAGAUCCCAGGCACACAGACAAUUUUCGUGAAGACGUUCGGGUGCUCGCAUAAUCAGAGUGAUAGUGAAUACAUGGCUGGUCAACUCUCAGCAUUUGGGUAUGCAUUGACAGAUAUUUCCGAAGAGGCAGACCUGUGGCUCAUUAACACAUGCACCGUCAAGUCCCCUAGCCAAUCAGCUAUGGAGACCUUGAUAUCAAAAGGUAAAAAUGCAAAAAAACCCCUGGUGGUAGCUGGAUGCGUCCCUCAAGGAAGCAGAGAUAUAAAGGAACUUGAAGGUAUUAGCAUAAUUGGAGUCCAGCAAAUAGACCGUGUGGUUGAAGUGGUGGAAGAAACUUUGAAAGGUCAUGAAGUGAGGCUUUUAAGCAGAAAAACACUACCUGCACUGGACCUUCCUAAGGUGAGAAAGAAUAAAUAUGUUGAGAUUCUUCCAAUUAAUGUUGGUUGUUUAGGUGCUUGUACCUACUGCAAGACAAAACAUGCUCGUGGCCAUCUUGGGAGCUACACGGUGGAAAGCCUUGUUGAACGGUUGAGAACUGUUAUUUCAGAAGGAGUUAAAGAGAUAUGGUUAAGCAGUGAAGACACUGGUGCAUAUGGCCGUGACAUUGGGGUAAACCUUCCGAUAUUGUUGAAUGCCCUUAUCGCAGAGCUUCCCCCUGAUAGAAGCACAAUGCUUCGCAUUGGCAUGACGAAUCCUCCUUUUAUACUCGAACAUUUAGAAGAAAUAGCCAAAGUUCUGCGCCAUCCCUGUGUUUAUUCAUUUCUUCAUGUUCCUGUGCAAAGUGGGAGUGAUGCUGUUCUUGAUGCAAUGAAUCGUGAGUACACUGUCAGUGACUUUAGAGCCGUGGUGGAUACCUUGAUUAGGCUUGUACCUGACAUGCAGAUUGCUACUGAUGUAAUAUGUGGAUUCCCAGGUGAAACUGAUGAGGAUUUUGCACAAACUAUUGCUCUCAUUAAGGAGUACAAGUUUCCGCAGGUCCAUAUUUCACAGUUCUAUCCAAGACCAGGAACACCUGCUGCAAGGAUGAAGAAAGUGCCAAGCACACAAGUGAAGAAUCGUAGUCGUGAAUUGACAUCCAUUUUUGAAUCUUUCAACCCUUACACUCAAAUGGAAGGUCAGAUUGUGAAAAUAUGGAUUACAGAAAUUGCUUCUGAUGGAAUUCAUUUGGUAGGACAUACCAAGGGAUAUGUGCAAGUCUUGGUUAUUGCUCCAGACAACAUGCUUGGCACCUCAAAAGAGGUAAAAAUUACUUCAGUUGGAAGAUGGUCUGUGUUUGGGGAGGUUAUUGAGACUUCUACAGAAGUAAAAGCUCACCGAGGUGCCGAGUCGGCUUGCGAUAAUCUCUGUCCAUGCUCGAGCGAGUCGGAAUGUAACUCGACCAACUUGAAAAAAUGCGCAGAGAUUGCGUCCAUCACGCACAAAGAAGCUUCUGCAGAUAAUGUUUCCUCCAGCAGUAAAAAUGGGAGGUUGAGAACAUUUAUUAGCUCCAUCAAGCCUGUUUUACUGCGAAGGAGAUUUAAGGGAUCAGAGGGGAAUCAGAGCAUCCAGAAAAUUGAAGAUACAAAGAGAUUUGUAGGAUCUAAUUUGAGCAUGGUGGAUGGCAUGCUUGUUGGGGGACUUAUUGUGAGUUUGCUAACAAUUAUUUUAGUAUUUACUAUUCUCUUUUAUCAGAUGCUGUCAUCUUGAAACUGUUGCAGAUUCUCUGGAUUUGGAAUUUUGGAAAAUAUUUUUAAUAAUAUUAUUUCGAGAUUUUGUCGGGC
This is a messenger RNA of Dendrobium catenatum, 2018 nucleotides long. RefSeq names its product threonylcarbamoyladenosine tRNA methylthiotransferase. Gene Ontology annotation, biological process: tRNA methylthiolation. The transcript is spliced from 11 exons. Gene Ontology annotation, cellular component: endoplasmic reticulum. The record is from RefSeq and is a predicted model, not a curated record. Lineage: Eukaryota; Viridiplantae; Streptophyta; Magnoliopsida; Asparagales; Orchidaceae. Gene Ontology annotation, molecular function: 4 iron, 4 sulfur cluster binding; tRNA (N(6)-L-threonylcarbamoyladenosine(37)-C(2))-methylthiotransferase activity. The coding region runs from base 127 to 1944 and encodes 605 amino acids.